UCAGGGAAAUUUUUCUGUUUUUGAGGAUUGAGAGGAGUUAGAAAUACAACUUAUUUUAACAUGAAAAUAUACCGUAUUUGCUGAUGACUGGAUUAUGCUCUGAAAUGGGGCUGAACCAUUCAAAGUUAAACCAUAAGGUCAGGAAGGUGGCACCUCUGGAAAGCAAGGACAUGUAUGUAUCACCAACCACUAUCCCCUCGGGAGUUAUUGGACUUAACAGCACUUCUUCUUCCUGGACUAUGGGUCAUAUGGCUCCAACAUCUGAACGCCAGCUCCCACCGUUGAGAGAAACCGUGUAUGGAAGAGGUUCAGUAGUACCCAGGCCCCUUUCUUUUGAUGUUCCUCUGGACAAUGGAGACACAUCUAGCAUUAUUAAGAAGCACCCACCACGAAGGCUCCAAAGACUAGAACCAGCUGUUCUGCCUUCAAUAUUAGCUACUGAGAAGAUUAUGGCCAAGCAAAUAGUUACUGCUGCGAGAAAGGAGCUGGAGCUAGAAAAAAAAGUUACAACAGCCAAAAACUCUUCGGGAAGGAGGCAGCAUAUUCACAAGAUGCAGAUGGAAGAAAUAAACCGCAAGAGAGAACAGAUGAAUCAUCUGCAGUCGCAGGAAGAAGAGAAAUGGAAUAUCCACAGGGAAGUCAAGAUCAAUAAACACAAAAUGAAGGAAAUCAAAGCUAAGAAAGUGAGAGAAAAUGCAAUGAAAUGUCGUGAAGAUAAAGAUUUCCUUCCUGUGGAACCUGAUAAAACUUUCAAUGUAGAUAAUGGCAACACAUGGCACUGGAAUGUUCCGGAACUCAGUUCCACUCCCCAUUGUUAUCAGGGGAAAGGCAAGUUAGAGAUGUGGUUCCAGCCUCAUUACGAUGAAAGUGAGUCGAAUUAUAACAGCUCAAGUACAGAUUCACUAGAUAGUUGGACAAGAGAAGAAACCAAGAGUCAUCGAAGACCAGCCACCUUGUUUCGGACCCGGACUGAAAAAAUUCCUACAUUGGAUGAUUUCUACGAUCGUGAAUUUUAAAAAUGUUUUUCACUUAAUUGACUAAGUAACCGCUCUGAGUAAAAGUGACGCACUGUCAUACCUAGGGGUGCCUGAGGGGGCAGUGCAUGAUACAAGGACUCUACACUAUAAGAAUCUGUAUGUUAGGUUACACCCCACAGGCCCUGCACUAGGCAUAGCACAGAGGGUAAUUUUUGCCUGGAGUGUUACUUUAAAGUGUCCCUCUCAUUAUAAAAAACAUUUCACAGGGACAUUUCAUUCUAACAGGGCUCUAAAUCUCCUUUGGACCAUGAAAAUAUAAAGGGAGUGUGGAGCCUAAAUAUCUUACUUACUUAUGGUUUUCUGACCAAGGAAAUUAUCUUCCUGUAUUUUGUUCUGUAUUUAAGUAUAUGGCACACUGGAUGGUAUACUCGAGCUGACCUGUUGAGUUGAUUUAUGACUUGCAUUUACUUUGUAUGUUGUUUAUUAGUGAUGAGCGGCAGGGGCCAUAUUCAAAUUUGCGAUAUUUCGCGAAUAUAUGGAGGAAUAUUUGUCCUAUGUUUGCAAAAUUCGCAAAUUUGCUAUGUUGGCUGUCUUUUUUUCCAUGCAAAAAUUCUUAAUGAAAUUCGCAUAUUGCGCAUGCGUGAUUAUAUCUUUCACCUAACAGAAGGGAGGGAUCAGUGUUCUCUGACUGGAAAUGCCAAUAUUCGUGAAUAUUUGCAUAUUCACGAAUAUUUGCAUAUGUUCGCAAAAAAAAAAUAUUCGUCAUUAUGAAUAUAUAUCACUAUAAUCUAAAUAUUUGCGAAAUUACAAAGUGCCGAUAUUCGCAGUAAAAAUUUGCAUUUCGAAUAUACGCCCUCAACACUAUUGUUCAUCUGAGCUUCCUCUCUUCCAUUUGGCCAAGUUGUCCAACUUGUCUGCUCUGAAGUGGACAACUGACUGUUCUUAAAGGGGAUGACCAAUUCAGAAAAUCUAUUUUUCAUUAUCUUUUGAGAAUUUUGAAGGGGAUCAUCUAUAGCUUUUCUGGAAGACCUGUUGACGAUAAGCAAACAAUUGUUUUCAAUGGCCACUGUGUAAUGCUACAUUUCCCCAAGUGUUGCUGCAGAGAAAUUGAAUACAGACUGCCAUGCUUCCCCAGAGAUUAUAGCCCAUUGUUGGACAUUCCAUCAUGAAGAUUCCCUAUGAUCAGCCUUGUUUAACAAGAGGGAAUUUUCUAAAGCAGAGACUGCCUUUAAGUGGAUGCCUGUGGUUAGACACAAUCCAUUGGGACAAAUUCUUGUGGAAGAAAUGCCUCAGACAGAUACAAAUUAGGCUACGUUCACACUGCCGGCUGUUUCCGGCAGCGUGAAGCCCACUAUUUUAGGAACAAGAAAAGCCGGAGAAAAAAUAGUGCUUGCACCGUCUUUUUCUCAGUUUUUUCUCUCCAAAAAUAACAGCUAUUGAAUACAAUGGGGUCCAUCGGGACCUGUUAUUUGCCAGUAUGCUCCCGCAAAAUUACGGCCGGCAAAAUGCGAAAAAUAUAUAUAUAAAAAGAGGGAGUUUGAUGGUCGAAUUUGCCGGAGCAUACCGACAGUGUUAAAGGGGCCUAACCAGGCACAGUCUCGACUCUAAAGCCACCAUAGAUCUACCUGUUCAGUGUAGGA
Molecule: messenger RNA, 2617 nt
Organism: Hyla sarda
Lineage: Eukaryota; Metazoa; Chordata; Amphibia; Anura; Hylidae
Gene: CCDC198
Product: coiled-coil domain containing 198
Exons: 6
Coding region: 84-1016 (310 amino acids)
Source: RefSeq, a predicted model, not a curated record